GUCAGACCAAGCCGAGCCGGUCGCACACAUGAUCAAUGCCCGCGAUGCCCAGACACUGCAGACGCAGCUCCUCAAGGAAAGCAACGAACGGUUUGAUCUACAGGAACAGAAUAAGCAGCUCAUGAGCCGCGUCAAUAUGCUGGAGCGGGACUUGGCCAAAAAAGAAUUUGAGCUCACCGUGGCGUCUGUGGCAAGCGCCAUCACCACGAACGACGACGUUCAUGAGCUCAUUGAGAACAACGUGGCGCUGAAAGAACAAGUUCGAACCCUCAAGGGGAUGCUGGAUGCCAUGCAGAGCGCGCCACCGUCCAACCUCACGGGGCCUGACCAACAAGUGGCCACGACUUCGUCCGCUCAAGACAUGGCCGACAUCCAAGCACUCCUGGUCAAACUGAAUGCGAAGGAGGAGGAACUGUCUGCGAUUCGAGUCGAAUGCAGGAUGUGGGAAGAGCAAUUUGUCGAGCUCAAGUUUGAUUUACAGUCGGAGCGAGACAAGCAGCAGAAGCACCUGGCCACGUUGUCAUCGGCGGCGGGUGUGGGCAACCUGAAGAAGGAUGCGGUCGACGCGCCAUCCGCCAUCAACUUUGGCUUUCCAGUCACCACUUCGUCCAAGUCCACAGAGCUACAAGAGUACAAGAACCUGGCCAUGCAACGUGCAGAAUAUUGGAAGCUGUCGGAGAUGGCCCUUGACAAAGCCAACACGGAAAUCGGUCGGCUUAAGCAAAAGCAAGCACACCUCGAAGCGCGGCUACAGGACGUGUUACAGGGGGGCUGUGGCGGUGGAUGCAGCUUGCUCAGCAACUCGAUUUCGAGCGAGAGCAAGAGUCCCCAUGUCCGUCACCAGACAGGUGCUGUUGACGCGGCUGUGCAAGAAGCGAGAAGGGAGACCAAAAAAGCCCAAGACACGCUCACCAAAGCCAUGAAGGAGUUGGUGCGGCUACAGCAUCUCGUGGAAGACAUGCCCGUGCAGCACACGAUUGAAACGAAGCGACUGAAGCAGCGGGUUCGAGACUUGCAGAUGGAGCUCGCGAGCCAAAAAACGACGGUGGACCAGCUCAAGAGUGCCGCGCUGCUGUACAGCCCGCGCAACUCGCGAGGGAUCGACGUAUCUCGCACGAAAGCCCACGGAAGUUUCAAACAUAUUUCGUUCUAACGAGCAUCCGAGAUGAAAGCGUGA
Aphanomyces invadans is the source of this 1177-nucleotide messenger RNA. RefSeq lists its product as hypothetical. The transcript has 5 exons. The coding region runs from base 29 to 1153 and encodes 374 amino acids. Lineage: Eukaryota; Oomycota; Saprolegniomycetes; Saprolegniales; Verrucalvaceae. The record is from RefSeq and is a predicted model, not a curated record.